Sipha flava (yellow sugarcane aphid) is the source of this 2556-nucleotide messenger RNA. Its product is annotated as zwei Ig domain protein zig-8-like. The transcript is spliced from 6 exons. Gene Ontology annotation, cellular component: neuron projection membrane. Bases 1051 to 1968 code for a protein of 305 amino acids. NCBI's taxonomy places the organism in Eukaryota, Metazoa, Arthropoda, Insecta, Hemiptera, Aphididae. The record is from RefSeq and is a predicted model, not a curated record. Gene Ontology annotation, biological process: synapse organization.
CAGCACCGCUACCACGGUCGCGCGACGGGCCAGCAGCUUGCCGGCGUCCGUCCCGAGUUUCCGUUGUGCGUCGUGUGAAUCGCGUUCGCGACCGUUUAUCGCCCCGUCGCCGUGUAUGUGCGUUGCCGUUACCGUGUACGUUGAAUCAACCGCGGACCAACAACCGUGCGAUCCGCACACCGGUGCGUUCGCGGUGCUGAGCGGACGCGUUCCGAUAGUUGCGCACCACUACCGCCGAUAACCGUGUGCGCGUUCCUAGUGGAUAUCAUUUUCUGUGUCGUAACCGAAUUGAAAACCGGACUGUUUGCGUGCACCCCGAGAAGAGCGUCGCCGGACCGCGACCGGUCUCAGCCGACAAUACGCGUCGCGUUGCGUUACCACGAGUGCCGAUAUUCCGCGUUCGGGCAGUGCGACCACGAGUCACGCAGUGCGCCGGAAAAUAAUGCGUGUCCGUCCGCGACGUCGCCGCUGACCACUGCCGUGUCGUCCGCAGACAACCCGCGCCAAGAUCCGUCGUGUCCGCUUCGUCUUGGCGGUCGUCUUUUUUUCCCGUAACACCCCGCCCCCGCCGUCAACGCUCGUGCGAUUGUGCGAACGCGUGUGGUCUCCGCUGGGUAGAGGAUUACCGAGCUGAAGCCGUUAGCCAUAGGAGGCGAGAAACCGUUCCGGACUGCCAACAGAACCGGAGAGUGGGGAAAAAGAAAAGAAAAAAAAUAAACGCACCCCUUUUAAAUUAUUUCCACUUUAUUGUUUGUUUUAUGCAUUUUCUCUACGCUGUAUAGAUCGAUCGAUUUAUGGCACUAUGUUGACGUUAACGGGAUUAGAAGAAGAUUUAAUGCCAUAGAGCGGUUAUCCGAAGAGUGAGAAGGAGAAAGAGAGAGAGAGAGAGAGAGAGAGAGAGAGAGAGAGAGAGAGAAAGAGAUUAACAGUAAUAAAAAUAAGAAGAAAAGGUGGAGAGAGUAACGAGAGGAGGAAGAAAGUUACUAAAAAAUAAGAUUUUUAAAAAUUGUAAAUUGUAAACAAGGGGCGCGUUUACUGCAUUCUGAGAGGAUGUACUCGACAAAAGUAACAGCCAUGACAUUCCUGAUGGCGAUAUUUGCAGUGAGCCCACUUCAGUCAUCCGAAGAAAAAUUCAAUUCUCAACAGCAGAAGAAACAGGUAUCUGAUUUUUUGGUCAGGCCGUUUUUCGAUACAUCCGUAUCGUCCAACAUCACCACGCAGCUGGGUGGCCACGCUUACAUGCCGUGCAGAGUCAAACAGCUUGGCAACAAGUCGGUGUCAUGGAUCCGCCGACGGGACUCUCACAUACUCACCAUCGAUUGGCUGUUAUUUAUCGCCGACGACCGUUUUCGGAUAUUCCUGGUCGAGCCCACGUGCACGUGGACGUUACAAAUCAAAUACGUGCAGCCCAGAGAUGCGGGUAUCUACGAAUGUCAAAUAAACACAUCACCCAAAAUGAGCCAUUUGGUUCAGCUCAACGUAGUGGUACCAAAGAUCGAGAUCAUGGGCGAGUCGGACAUCCACGUGAUGGAGGGCAGCUCAGUGAGCCUGAAGUGCGUGAUUCGGCAGAGCGUGCGGGACCCGGACUACAUAUUCUGGUACCAGAAUAACAAGAGAGUGCUGGACUACGGCAAAGGCGCAAAGGUGAUCAGCAGCGAGCGGUUAGAUGCCAACACGAUGGUGGCCACGUUGACCAUCAACAACGCGGUGUUGCACGAUUCGGGCAACUACACGUGUCAACCAUCCAACUUGGACUCGGCCAGCGCGUACUUGCACGUCUUGAACGGUGAACAUCCUGCUGCCAUACAGCGAGGACAUAGUUCCGGUACACAAAUACCCAUCCGCCUAUUAGGACCCCUGUCAGCCGUAUUGGGACUCAGUUCCAGUCAUUCGACGAGGGCCGCUCUGUUAACGACCGCGUUUGCCGUCGAUCUGGUCAUCCGGGUCCUCUUCUCGAUGAUUGUCUAAAUGAUAUCGUCGGAACCCGCCGUUGCCGCCACUGGAUCAGAACCAGGAUCAGGAAGGAAAACGUCUCCCACAACCACGGUGUGACCGAUCCUUCAGGAGACUUGCACCGAAUGUAGCAAUCCAGAAAAGUCACGAAACCCGUAUAACCGUCUUCUCUCGUCACCAUGAUCUGUCACAAUCCAUUUCAAACACCUCGCUAGUCCACAAAAUGCUCGUUAAAUACAUAUUUAAUGAUAAUAAAAAUAAUAAUAAUAGCCAAAAAAAACGACCAUUGCGAUUAGCCAGAGUGCAAUCACCUAAUAUUAAAAUAUUAUGUUAUCAAUUUUUACCAUAUUGCCAAAAUACGUUCCUUCGCGUGUGCCGUGUCGGAAUUUUCUGAUAAAUCUAAACAACUAUAUCAAUAGAGUUGAUAUUAUUAUUAUUAGGACGACGAGAACGAUGAUACUAUAACAUUUACUAUCGUUGGUAUACUCAAUGAACGCACGUGUGUUUCGUCGAUUGGUGGUGACGGCACGAUAUUUGUUUUUAAACGUGUACAGUUUUUUUAUGUGUAUUUACUAUUUAUUAUUAAUAUAUAAAAGAGCAUAU